AUGAACAAUUGUUGCCUUUGUAAAUCAAGAUGUAGAUUUAUCCAGUACUUGGCGGAUAAACUGGACAAGUUUGGCAUAAAAUUCUGGCUACCAACUGACGUAAAAUCCAAAUAUGUUUUGAAUGGUUAUCCUUAUCUGGGCAAGGAUGAAGAACGACCAACUAAUUUACAACAUGGGGAAAGUGUAGUUCUCAAAUUACUGCAACCACAUCUGAAUUCCGGACUCAAUGUCACAAAAAUUCUCACAACUGACAAUGUUUUUACUUCUGUGAAACUUGCAGAUGAACUUUCUGUGAAAAAAACCACAAUUGUCGGGACGAUGCAUCUGAAUAAGCGAGAAUUACCCCCUAUUGCUCGUGACACUUCUUCGGCACGAUAUUCAUCUUUUGCACUGAAAAAUGGAAACAAAACACUCACAAUAUAUAGGUGCAAGAGCAAAACGAAUAUCGUGAUUCUGAGCACGAUGCACAGUAACGUGUUUGUUGACGAUAGCAUAAAGAAAAAACCGAACACUGUCACUUACUACAACAGUACAAAAUGUGGCAUUGAUGUCGCAGAUCAGAUGCUGAGGAAAUAUAGUACAAGUAGUGGAAGUCGCAGGUGGCCUGUACAUGUUUUUUACAACGUCCUUGACAUUGCUGCACUCAAUGCUUGA
This is a messenger RNA of Stegodyphus dumicola, 654 nucleotides long. RefSeq lists its product as uncharacterized. Lineage: Eukaryota; Metazoa; Arthropoda; Arachnida; Araneae; Eresidae. The record is from RefSeq and is a predicted model, not a curated record.